Molecule: messenger RNA, 611 nt
Organism: Aspergillus saccharolyticus JOP 1030-1
Lineage: Eukaryota; Fungi; Ascomycota; Eurotiomycetes; Eurotiales; Aspergillaceae
Exons: 1
Coding region: 128-472 (114 amino acids)
Source: RefSeq, a predicted model, not a curated record
CGGCAGAUGAGCAGCGCGCACCCACCCCCAUUCUCCGUUCCCAUGUCCCUCCUCAACAUUCCCCUGCUAGCUCCUGAAUUUUUCUGUUAUGCUACACUAUGUACUCCGUACACUACUACGAGAGUAAAUGUCCUAUACAGUAUACACUGAUCCUCAAACAGGAGGCCCUCCCCCCAGGGCCAGAACUGAGGGAGGACAGGGGGGGGGCCGGCCGCGGGGUGGGAUGUUUGUUCGUCUGAUUCUCAAUCGCAAUGUCUUUGUGGUAAUGUACAUAAUCCAGCCGACAUUGCGUGAUAGAGGGGUCGGGGCUAGAGCGAGGCCAUCAUAUACUCAUUGCAGACUAGACAAGCCAGGCACCGGGAACUCCGGAGGGGAAAACCCCCAAAAACCUCAUAGCUUCAACUCCAAGGGAGCUAUGACUGGGACGGGGGGCGGAGGAAGUAGGAGGGGGAGGGGGAAAGAUAGGGGAUGAAUGAGGAUGAAAGACGGGGCGGGAUACGGACUAGAGGGGUUUUGUACUGUAAAUAGUUAAAAUGAAAGAGGGGGCAAUUAGCAUGUGCCUGAUGCCUAUAACUACUACGCAGUAACUUAAUUAUACUGCUCAUAUUGAC